GUAAACAUUGAUGUUUACAUUUCAGGAAGGGAGCUGCUGUCUGUAUUCAGGAAUAUCGGGCAUAAAGCUAUUAUAAAAGUAUCAAGGAACUAAUCUACUUCAUAGAUGUAAAAGAAUACGAGAUGUUCUUAAUACAUCAUUAAGAGCUGUAAAAGAAAUUCAUGAAGCAGCAGAAAAUUCUUGUUCCUUAUUCUAGAAUUUGACUUUACUGCUCAUGCAUUAGUUAAAAACUGAUGCCCUGCAGAUUCACUGCAAGGAUGGAACCAACUCUCUUACAUCCCAACAUGCCUGCAGACCUUAUCCCUCAGAGAGAACUGAACAAUGCCAUGGUACAAGAGGAUGGUUAUUUGCCACCAGUACCUCUGGCAGACAUGAAGAAAAUGCAAAUUCUAGAAAAGAUGAGUGAAAGUUGUGAGUCUCAUCUGCCUCAUCAAGAUGGAUAUUUAAGAGUCCUUGACACUUAUGAGAAGGUCCUCGAAUUUAUCUUAGCAGAAGAAAAGGCUACAGGAAUGCAUUUCAUAGGUCACAGGAAGGAAGGGAUUUUUGAUAGACUAGGUAAAGAUUUAAAGGCUUUUAUAGGAGAAGGACGGAAGCAUAUAAGAUACUGUGUCACAGGUGGAACAAAAGGAAGAGGUUAUGAUCCAAUCCCAGUAGAAUAUACUGGUGUCCCAUUUAUUGAAGCAGGAACAUAUGUUAUGGAGUGUCAUAUGGGCAAUGACAGUGGAUUGUGGAUCAAAAAGCGAUAUGCAAAAAGAAGGGAUAUGUUAGAGAAAGAAAAUAGUCAAUGCGUUGUGAAGAGACGAUCCAGGACACUAGAAUCAAAGAAGACAGGCUGUCCAGCUAAGGUUCACAUCAAAAGGAUUCUAAGACUGCCAGAAUUUAAGCUUGAGAAAAACACUGUCGCAGCAAAAGAGAAGAAUCGCGCAAAGAUCAUGAAAGCCCUGAAAAGUGCAUUGGAAAAUGUUCAGUUUCAACAGGAAUACUAUGUUCUCAUGCCAGGCUUGGAGUGCCAUCAGUACCACGCUGCUGAUGUUGUUGCUGGGGUGAUGGUAAGCAAAACAAAGGAUGGAGAAUUACACUUGAACCAGAUAAGAAACUAUCUUGAAAACAGGACAUACUUGUCUUCUGUUGCCCCUAAUGAGAAGAAAAGCAUCAGAACUGCUGCUAAGACUUUCAGUAUUGAAGGGUCGUUUAUGUACUAUAUUGGUGAAGAUGGCAGGGAAAAGCGAGUUGUAUUGUACACGCCCGUAGAGAAGCAGAAAGCCUUUGAUGAAUUUCAUGUAGUACACAAGUCUGGGGAGCACUUAGAUUGUACACAAACACUGCUUAUGCUAAAACAGAAAUAUUACUGGAUGAGUAUGUCUGAAGAUGUUGUUACAAUGAUGCAGAUGUGCCAUAUUUGUGAACUCAAGAAGGCCAGUUCUACUGAUCAUAGACCUAUUACCAUAAAAAGAUACAAGAAAGCUGGCCACAGUAGAGAGUCAACCAGGGGAAGGCACAGAAAGCAUGCAUUAGCGAGAAGUGCUGUGCAAGAAAAGUAUAGAAUGAGGGUCAAGGUUGAGAUACCCAGCACCGAGGAAGACAGUAAGAACUGUUUUCAGCAUGACCUGCUUUCAGUACAAAAGCAGCUUUUAUAUGAAUCAGAGGACAAGAAACACCUGAAUUGUAGAGCUAAGCAGCAUGAUAAAGGUUCUUUGCAAACUUUAUAUACAUUCCAAGAGGCUCUUCACUACAUCAGAGAAGAAGAGAAAGCCACUGGCAUGCAUUAUAUUGGUCAUCGAAAAGAAGGAGUCUUUGAUAAAGAUGGUCAUGAUCUAAAGGCAUUUGUGAGAGAGGGAAGAAAACACAUCCGGUACUGCAUCACUUUAGGUACAAAGGGACGGGGAUAUGAUCCUGUCCCCGUAGAAUACACAGGUGUUCCGUUCAUUGAGGCUGGUACUUAUGUCAUGGAGUGCCACCUAGGAAUGGAUACUGGAAUUUGGAACAAGAGGAGAUAUGCUGCACGAAGGGAUAGGAUAGAGGAAGAAGAAAUUGCUGUUAUAAAAAGAAGAAAUAGAAUGUAUGACACUAAGAAAAUGGGGUGUCCUGCUAAGGUACACAUUAAGAGAAUUCUUAGAUUACCAGGUUUUAAGAUUCAACAUAACACACCAGCUGAAAGAGAAAAAAAUCGCAAGAGGAUCAUAGAUGCAGUGAGAGGAGACAUCGAGGCAGUUAAUUUUCAGACAGAGUAUUAUGUUCUUAUGCCAGACCUUGAAUGCCACAAGUUCCAUACUGUUGAUGUUGUGGCAGGUGUGUUGGUUACAAAGGGAGAAGGAGGGUACCAACACCUCAGUCAUAUUCGACAUUAUUUAGAGACUGGAACACAUGCUCGUGCUGUGCCCCUCCAUAGAAAAAAGAGUAUAAGGAAAUCUGCUAAGGAGUUUAUGAUGGAAGAUGGAUUAAUGUACUAUCGAGGAAAGACUGGUUAUGAAAGAAGAUUUGUUCCUGCUUCUGAGGAAGAAAAGCUCAAGGCUUUUAAUGAAGCUCAUAUUCUAAAGUCGGGCCAACAUUUUACAAAGGCUGAGACCGUGAGACGGCUUUUGGAAAAUUGUUACUGGACUGACCUGAGUGAAUAUGCUCAAGAAAAUGUUGACAAAUGCCAAGUAUGUAGUCUCCACAAGGUCAGGGAAGCCGAUUCGAAAUCCAGCUCAACAGCUCUGCAAGUAAGAAUUUUAAGUUCAUAAGUAUUAAUGGCAUUAGAGUAACAGAGAUGGUUGAACAUGCCGUAGCGAGGGGCCGUUCAGAGUUAAUAUAUAGUUAAUAUAGAGACAUUUGUAGAGCCGUAUUUCCCAGCGCGUUUCCACCUUCGAUAUCACCCCAGAGUCUGUAGUAUUACAUCCUUCCUGUUUCAAUCGGAGGUCUGUUUCAGUAGAUAAGCUGUUUACAGGCGACGUUUCCAAAAGGUGAAGGAAAUUCAGAGUGAAAGGCAAUGGGUGAUAGAGAGUUUAAAAGAUUUGCAGAACCUGAAGCUUAUUUGAAAAGAAAUAAGUGGUAGGAACUGUAGAGAAUAUACAGUGGUGUCAAAUAACUGAAAAGCACUUAUACAGCGACGGUCACGCGUUAAACAAACAGUUGUGAUACGCAUUUUCUUCGGAAACUCUUAUUUCGACUUCUUUCGUUCGAACGGCGGCUGAAUACGUUAUAUAUGAACUUGUAAUUUCCAUUCAAACAGUUUCCGAGUAAUCUUUGCAUCGCUUUGUCGUAUAUUUUACUAUUUACGCAUUAUCAUGGCCUUCCUUUGCACAUAGUCAAUAAUAUCUUAAGUGAGGUAAUUUACUACAUGAAUGUUGGCGAAAUUCUUG
This is a messenger RNA of Penaeus vannamei (Pacific white shrimp), 3341 nucleotides long. Lineage: Eukaryota; Metazoa; Arthropoda; Malacostraca; Decapoda; Penaeidae. The record is from RefSeq and is a predicted model, not a curated record.